This is a messenger RNA of Purpureocillium lilacinum, 2607 nucleotides long. RefSeq lists its product as uncharacterized. Lineage: Eukaryota; Fungi; Ascomycota; Sordariomycetes; Hypocreales; Ophiocordycipitaceae. Gene Ontology annotation, molecular function: zinc ion binding. The record is from RefSeq and is a predicted model, not a curated record.
AUGUCGACAGUUCCACACCCCCCGAGCCUGGUCUUCCGGAACAACCCUGGCCUCGAUGCCCCCAUCACCUUGAAGGUCCUUUUCGAUGGAGUCACUCGCCGGGCCAAGAUGCCGCUCCGGGACAUGGUCCCAAACUCCCUCGAGAGAAAUGUCCGAGCCUUCUUGCAUCUUCCUCUCGACGCCAAGGUCAUGAUGGAGCGGUACUCCGACUCGGCUGCGGCCUAUGUCAUGCUCGACCCUGCGAACGCGUCCGUCUACAAGCAGCUGUAUCGAGCCGCCAAGGCCAAGUCGAAACUCAAGCUCCGCGUCACGAUCCUCAACAGGGAGGAGAGAACGUCUCCCAAGCCCGUCACCGUAGAGGAUGAAGUCGAGGCCGCCCCGGCCGCCGAGGCCCCUGAGUCGGCGACUAUGGAGGCAGAAGUCCCAGCGCUUACGACAGCCACGGCUCCCGACUCCCUGGGUGCUCUUGCCUACGCCACGAGCACGCCUGUCGCCACGACCCUGUCGCCGGACAACAGUACCGAAGCCUGGAACCGGGUAAUGGAGGAGCAGAUCCAGAAGCUCAAGCAAAACAACACAAAUAUCGCCGCUCUAGCCUCGCAGCUGGGCGUCAAGUGUCGCGUUACGGAUUCUGACGAUGCGUCAGCAGCCAUGAACAACUCUUCGGCCACCACCCUGGCUCCCACGCAGUCUGGCGCCCCGGCCUGUGCUUUUGCCGUGUGCUGCAACAGCUGCGACAAGACGAUCCCCGAGGCACACUUUCACUGCUCUACCUGUGAGGACGGCGAUUUCGACCUGUGCCAGUCCUGCGUUGAGCGGGGCAUUACCUGCUACAGCAACGAGCACUGGCUUAUCAAGCGCACCGUCAAGGAUGGUCAGAUCGUGAACAGCACUACCGAGACGAUUGCUCCCAAGCCCAAGGCGGAGACGCAGCAGCCCAAGCCUGCCGAGGAAGAGUUCCCAAGGAGCCUGCCUGUCUCCUGCAGCUACAUCCCCGGCCGGUAUGAACAGCCGCCCAACCCAUGCGUGACGGCUGACCGCUGGGGUUCUCUCGGCAAUAUGCGCACUUGCAACUGCUGCGUUCGAGAACUUCCCGAGAACCAGUUUGUUCACUGCACUACUUGCGAGGACUUUGACCUCUGCCAACCAUGCUUUGCCAGAGACAUCCAUGGCCAUCACCCCAAGCAUGGCUUUGUCCCUGCCGUGCCUGGCACCCUGAUGCCGGAUCACAUCACGGUCAAGAUGGCACCGGGCCGUAACCAGAUGCAUCACGCCAUCUGCGACGGUUGUGACAAGUACAUCACCGGUGUUCGCCACAAGUGCCUCGACUGCCCCGACUGGGACUAUUGCGCAAACUGCAUCAGCAGCGCGCACUUUGUGCACGCGGGCCACCGCUUCGCUCCCAUCUACGAGCCACUGUCCGACAUCCAGGCAUGCUCGGUUGUUCAGCCGGUACAUCUGGGCAUCUGCUGUGAUGGACCUCUUUGCGCGAUGACCCAAGCUUAUCCGUCGUACAUUCGUGGCACCCGUUACAAGUGCGCCGUCUGUCACGACCUUGACUUCUGUGCCAAUUGCGAAGCCAGCCCGUCCAACACCCACAACAAGACGCACCCCCUGAUCCAGUUCAAGACUGCCGUUCGCAACGUGAGCGUCACGACUACCGGUGAGCGCCAGGAUGGCAAGCGCAUGCCGGUCAUGGGCGACCGCAGCACCACCAACUCCCGGGCCACCGAGACUGUCAGUCCCGCUAAGAUCUCCGUCAACACCGUCCAGACCGUUGUGGACGUCAAGCCCGAGCCCGAGCCGAAGCCCGAGCCGGAGGUUAAGGCUGAGCCGGAGGUCAAGGCUGAACCCCAGAUCAAGGAGGAGAAGACAGAAUUGGCUGCAGAGCCGGUACGUGAGGAGGAUCUUCGCGCCGUGUUUGUGCACGACUCCGUCUCUGACGGCACCAUCUUCCCCCCGAACCACGUCUUUGAGCAGACCUGGGUCCUUCGCAAUGAGGGCAAGGUGGCUUGGCCUGCGGGAUGCUCCGUCAAGUUUGUCGGCGGCGACUACAUGGGACACGUCGACUCGGCUCACCCCGCGGGCAUCACGGAGCUCGUUUCCGCCUCGGAGUCGACCGUUUGCUAUGCGCCCCUCCUCCCUGGCCAAGAGUGCUCCUUCACUGUGCUCCUCCGCACCCCCGCUCGUGCCGGCAAGGUCAUCUCUUACUGGCGCCUGACGACCCAGGAUGGCUUCAAGUUUGGCCACCGCCUGUGGUGCGAGGUCAACGUCCGGCCUGAGCCUUCGACCGACGCCCCCAAGGCGGCACCUGCGGCGGUGAAGCAGGAAGAAGACGACGAGGGCACGUCCAAGUCCAGCAGCACCAUGAUUUUCCCGAAGCUCGAGAAGGAGUCUCCCAGCGCUAGCUUCCACGAAGAGACCCAGACUGAGACGGAGACCGAGGCCACAGAGGAAAAGGCCGAGGCUGACGUCGAGGAGGGCUUCGACGAGGAAGAAUGGGAAGCGUCUGAUGAGGGUUUCUUGACCGACGAAGAGUACGAUAUCCUGGACGCGUCUGACGAGGAGUUCCUAGAGGAGCAGCAGAAGAAGCUUCUGAAGAAGUAA